AUGGCGGCACAUAUUCCCGCAAUCUCCAAUAUUUCUUAGCAGUUGUAGAGAAGUUGUGAAUUUUGUUUCUUCGACUUUUUUGCACUAUGGCCACACUUAAUUUGGGAGGAAAUGCUUCAAAAAGGAAGAAAGAUUCAUUAAAAGACUUUAAAGGCGAUUGGAGCGGCCACGGCGAGUAUAUGCAAGUGAAGGUACAGAAACUAGAUGUUCAGUUUAAAGAGGAUAUUGGUCCAAAAGGGUGCCAAGAUGUCAAUGCUCCAAAGAUCUUUGAGAAAGUGGUUAUUCAUAUCAAUGGAUACACAGAACCAUCAGCUGAUGAAUUGCGACGUUUGGUGUACCUACACGGUGGACGUUGUCAACAAUACUACACAAAGCGUUCAGUGACACAUAUCAUUGCAACAAAUCUACCAAAUAGCAAAAUCCAGGAGAUUAGAGAUGAACUUGUAGUGCAUCCAUCUUGGAUUUUGGACAGCAUAAAAGCUGUCAGAUUGCUUCCUGUCAUUGACUAUCUUCUUUAUCAACCACGCAAAGCUGCACAAAAGGUUUUGAAUUUUACUUCCAAAUCAUCAUCAACUGUGGCAUCUUCCACGCUCUUUUCUGCUGAGGAGAGGGGACACACAAUGGUAACAUCAACUUUGCAGUCCCGUGAUGGUGGAUCUACUGAGGAAAUGUCAUCUACAUGUACCUCUGUAUCACCUUACACAAGAACACCUGAGGUGGUGAAGAGGCAACUCAAAGAUAUUUGUAAUGAUAAUGACAACGGAACUAUUACUGGUAAUGAUUCAAUAAAUUGGGAGGCAGAAAUGUUGAUAGAGACUUAUGAAGUCAAAGUUGGUAAUGAAAUCAGUAGUAAAGGGGAAGCAAGAUUUGAGAGGAAUGAUUUUGGAGACAAAAAAGUGAUUUUUGGAGACAAUAGUGAUGUUUCUUUGCAAGACACUGUAGGUGCAACAACUUGUACAAAUAUAACUGAGGGUUCCAUGCUGUUCAAAAAACCGACCAGUUUACCCAGAGCUGGUGAUGCAAACUUUGUAUCUGAAUUCUAUAACAACUCCAGACUGCAUUACUUAUCCACGUGGGGAGCAGAAUUCAAGAAAUACACAAGUGAUAUUAUCAAGAAUAGUGCGGCCAAGGGGUGGAAGUGUAGAGGAAGUGGCCAGGUAGGGCCAAAUGGCCGUGUUAUUAUGCAUAUUGAUAUGGAUUCAUUCUUUGUUUCUGUAACAUUGAGAGACCAGCCGCAUCUCCGAGGCAAGCCGAUUGCAGUUUGUCAUGCUGGAAAGAGCAGCUCAUCAGCUGAACAAGCAUCUGCCUGUAACCCGCAAAGUUCACCAGCGAAAACGGCAUCAUUCUUCAACUCCAUGUCAGAGAUCGCUUCCUGUAGCUACGAGGCAAGGGCUGUUGGGGUUCGUAAUGGCAUGUUCCUGGGUCCUGCACGUAAACUCUGUCCUGAUAUCCACUGUGUUCCAUACCAGUUUGAUGAAUACCGCAAAGUCUCCCAGAGGCUCUAUGAUAUUUUGGUGACCUAUAGUCGUGAAAUAGAAGCUGUGAGCUGUGACGAGGCUUAUAUUGACGUGUCGGAGACCAUGGAAGCGGAUGAAACACCAAUACAGCUCGCACAGAAGAUUCGCGCGGAGAUUAAAGAAGCCACUGGCUGUACGGCGUCCGUUGGUAUCUCAUUUAAUAUUCUUCUGGCGAGAAUGUGCACCAGAAUGGCUAAACCUGAUGGAUGUUAUUACUUAUCGCCUUCUGAUGAUGUCAAUACGUUUAUGGGCUCCCAGAAAGUGGAAGACCUCCCCGGAGUAGGAUGGAGCCUGAGGGAUAAGCUGCGAACAUUGGGAGUUGAAACGUGCUCUGACUUACAGAAGCUCAGUUGUCAAGUAUUACAAGGCGAGUUCGGAGCCAAGACGGGUGUUGUUUUAUACCAGUCCUCCCGCGGUAUUGAUCACAGGACUCUUAAAACUCAGCGAGAGAGAAAGUCUGUAUCGGCAGAGAUCAACUAUGGAAUCCGCUUCACCAAGGAAAGUGAGGUGGAAUCAUUUGUCAAUGAACUUGCUGAAGAAGUACAAAAGAGACUUCAGGCGCUUGGGUUGAAGGGCAAAUGUAUAACCCUAAAGAUGAAGGUGCGCAAAGCAGGAGCACCGACUCCAAGAAAGUUCAUGGGUCACGGAAUCUGUGAUAACAUCGCUCGGUCUUGCACUUUACCAACUGUCACAGAUGAGGCGCAAGUCAUAGCCAAACAAUGUCAUGCACUCCUGAAACAACUGAGUGUACCGCCAGAGGAUAUGCGAGGGAUGGGAAUUCAAGUAAGCAAGUUGAACGACAAAAAGGCUGGUACUUCCGAUAAGAACACAAGAUCGCUGUUUGAUUUUAUGAAACCGCAAUCGAUUGACACUGAAGUUGUUACUAAAUCCGCAGCCUCUGAAAGAGCAGCUGAAAUCAAAGGAGAAAAUUACAUUAGAUCACCAGCCGAGAGCCCUGUGCAGGAAAAAGGCGAGACAACGUUAACACUUCCCCCUUUACCAAAAUUCUCGCCCCAGAUCACGCAGCAAGCUUCGAAUUCCAGGUCUGAGAAAAGGCUGGGUGACUUGGGCGAAAGCCUGUACCUGCCCUCUCCGUCUCAGAUUGAUCCGACAGUACUCGAGGCUUUACCUGAAGACAUUCGGAGGAGCAUCGAGAAAUCUUAUGCUGCAAGAAAUAAGAGAAUUCCACCCCCCAAAACAGGAAGACAGGAGGAAGAUGAGACCUCACCAAAACAAAUCCCUCAAAAGAAAGGUAUUAAGAACAAGAAGGGCAAGGCAGCUUCAAAAUCCUCUCGUCUUUUAUUUGAAGACAAUAAUUUGUCAGAAGGAGUGGUUCUAAGGGCUUCAGACCUGUUACCCUCUCCAUCACAGAUUGAUCCGGAAUUUCUCGCAGCACUUCCUGAAGACGUAAGACAGGAAAUAGAACAGGCUUGUAAACGAAAAAACUUACUUAGAGCUCCUUCUAACGUCCAAGAGGGAUACCUUGGUGAUCGUAUCUCGAAUCUUGCACCUGGAAAUGAAACUGAAAGGAUUAGUACGGCGAGAGUUAAAGCAGAGGAUGUAAGCAUUACAGAAAAAAGUCAAAUCAUCGCUCCACCAAAACAGGCACGUUUGGGAGAGGCUGUUACCCUUUGUGAUGUAAAGAAAGUUAUUACCGACUGGACUUCCUCUUGUGAAGUUCCUCUAGAGGAAGAUGUUGAAGUGUUCAGGGAUUAUUUGUUACAGCUCAUUGGAUUGAAAAACUUAGAGCAGUUAUGGAGGGUGUUGAAGUUUCUCGACAGGAGAAUCGAAGGACGUGAAGAUUGGAAAAAUGUGAGUUGCGCCGUUUUGGCCCAAGUUCAGCACCACCUCCAGCAAAACUACUCAAGCAAGCUAUCUGUAAAGUCGCUGAAAUUCUGCAGCUCAUGAGUUCACCAGUGUUUGAUUUCACUUUACCGUUAUGAUGUAGGUGCAGUCAUCAGAAAUUUUUUAAUAAAAGUCAUGGGAAACAG
This is a messenger RNA of Stylophora pistillata, 3508 nucleotides long. RefSeq names its product translesion synthesis protein REV1. Gene Ontology annotation, cellular component: nucleus. NCBI's taxonomy places the organism in Eukaryota, Metazoa, Cnidaria, Anthozoa, Scleractinia, Pocilloporidae. The record is from RefSeq and is a predicted model, not a curated record. Gene Ontology annotation, molecular function: damaged DNA binding; DNA-directed DNA polymerase activity; deoxycytidyl transferase activity. Gene Ontology annotation, biological process: error-free translesion synthesis; error-prone translesion synthesis.